AUGAAUAACAACCCCAAAUUCAUCAAUCCAGACGCACACGUCGAUUGUUCAAUUGAUAUCGAAAAGGGAUUUCUCCUAUCAGAGACUGAUACGGGCUCGGCCUCGACUACGGGAGAUGUCUCCAAGUCUGCAGCUUCGUCUUCUGCGGACGAAAGCAACACAAACGAUGCUCUUCCUGGGCAGGACCAGCAGAACGAUGCGAGCCCGUCACCGACCAACCGCACUACAAUCCUGGUCCUCGAAUAUAUUCUCGCCGCAAUGAACGUCAUGCCAUUUUUCGGCAUGGGAGUCCGGGCACUCUUCUAUAGCGGCAGUAUAUGUCAAUACCCCAGAGAAAAGGCCACGGGAGCCGUCAUAAUUGGAUGCUUUAUGCUCUGGAAUGGAAACGCUGGUCUGGUGAGGAUUUUUGAUCAUGAGGACAUGAGCAGAGACCCCGAAAUCCGCCAACAUGUGGUCGCUCUAGUUAGCCUGAUCAACACGUACGCGGCUGGUUUCCUUAUAAUGGGCCUGGCGCAAUCUUGUGGAACGGAUUCAUAUGACUGCAAAGGUUGA
Exophiala oligosperma is the source of this 552-nucleotide messenger RNA. RefSeq lists its product as uncharacterized. Lineage: Eukaryota; Fungi; Ascomycota; Eurotiomycetes; Chaetothyriales; Herpotrichiellaceae. The record is from RefSeq and is a predicted model, not a curated record. The transcript is spliced from 2 exons. The coding region runs from base 1 to 552 and encodes 183 amino acids.